Molecule: messenger RNA, 1930 nt
Organism: Tinamus guttatus (white-throated tinamou)
Lineage: Eukaryota; Metazoa; Chordata; Aves; Tinamiformes; Tinamidae
Source: RefSeq, a predicted model, not a curated record
AGCCUCAUGGAUGCAACAACUAAGCCUGCUGCCCCUGCUUCGUUCAACGCUUUUGUGGCCGAGAUUCCAAGGAAACGCAAAGGAAGUGAUUCCGAUAACCAUACAUUCUGCUUACUUCAUUACCUGUUCCUGCAGGGACACAGCUGAAGUUGAUGGUGAUCCUCAGAAAAGGAGUGAAGAUGACGAGCAUGUUAAAAUAAAAGAUUUCAGAGAGGCACACAGUCAGACAGAGAAACGAAGAAGAGACAAAAUGAAUAAUCUGAUAGAAGAAUUGUCUGCUAUGAUACCUCAGUGCAACCCCAUGGCGCGAAAACUAGACAAGCUUACAGUGUUACGGAUGGCUGUGCAACACUUAAAAUCUUUAAAAGGUUCUACUAGCUCCUAUUCAGAAGUCCGAUAUAAACCUUCAUUUUUAAAGGAUGAUGAGCUCAGACAGUUAAUCCUUAGGGCUGCAGAUGGAUUCCUGUUUGUGGUUGGAUGCAACAGAGGAAAAAUUCUGUUUGUUUCAGAAUCAGUUUGCAAAAUACUUAAUUAUGAUCAGGCCAGUUUAAUUGGACAAAGUUUGUUUGAUUACUUGCAUCCAAAAGAUGUUGCCAAAGUUAAGGAGCAACUUUCUUCUUCUGAUAUCUCUCCAAGAGAAAAGCUUGUAGAUGGCAAAACUGGCUUGCAAGUACACACGGAUUUUCAAGCUGGACCAACUCGACUGAAUUCUGGUGCUCGACGUUCUUUCUUCUGUCGGAUAAAAUGUAGUAAGACCAUAGUGAAAGAAGAAAAGGAAUGCUUGUCCAACCAAAAGAAGAAAGAUCACAGAAAGUACUGUACCAUUCACUGUACUGGAUAUAUGAAGAACUGGUCUCCUAAGGAGGUGGGAGUGGAAGAAGAAAAUGAUGUAGAAAAAGACAGUAGUAAUUUUAACUGUCUCGUUGCAAUUGGGAGGUUACACCCUUAUAUUGUUCCACAAAAGAGUAGUGAAAUAAAAGUCAAAGCAACAGAAUUUGUUACACGAUUUGCCAUGGAUGGAAAAUUUGUUUACGUAGAUCAACGUGCAACAGCAAUUUUAGGAUAUCUGCCCCAAGAGCUUCUAGGAACUUCUUGUUACGAGUACUGCCAUCAAGAUGAUCACAACCACCUCGCGGAAAAACAUAAAGAAGUACUGCAGAAUAAGGAAAAAGUAUUUACGAAUUCCUACAAAUUUAGAGCAAAAGAUGGGACUUUUGUUACUUUAAAGAGUCAGUGGUUUAGUUUCAUGAAUCCAUGGACCAAAGAGCUGGAGUACAUUGUGUCAAACAACACUGUAGUAUUAGGUCACAAUGAGUCACCUGAAGAGCUGGCCCUCAGUGGCUCCCAGCCUGCAGAAGAUACCACAAAACAGUCUUUAGUAAAUGUACCUGGAAUGUCCUCUGGAACAGUUCUUGGUGCUGGAAGUAUAGGAACUGAAAUUGCAAAUGAAGUAUUAGAGUUACAAAGGUUGCAUUCUUCUCCAUCUGGGGACUUAAGUCCAUCACAUCUCUUGAGGAAGUCACCUUCUCCAGUUUUGUCUGUGAAAUGCAGCAAUGUGCCAAAUAAAGAGAUGAUACACUUAUGUCCUUCAGAAACAGAAGUUCUAGAGACUUCAGAACAAACCCAGGGUGCUAUUUCAUUUCCCAAUAAUGAACCUCUCCUCAGUGGUAAUUCUCAGCUGGACUUCGAUGCAAUAUGUGAAAAUGAUGACACUGCUAUGACUGCUCUCAUGAAUUACUUGGAGGCGGAUGGAGGACUUGGGGAUCCAGCUGAACUAAGUGAUAUACAGUGGGCUCUGUAGUGUUGCUUUCUUGUAGUAAGAAGGAAUGUAAAGUUCUUAAUGCACAACAACCACACAUCCUCAGUACUGUACUAUAAUUUUUUAACUCUUCAUCUUAAUUCAUAUUUAAUACUAUCUAUAUAUUUUUAA